GUUGCUAACCAGAUAUAAAUGUAGAGCAAUGUUCUCGUCAACCCCAUUCAGAACUUUAAUUUCCCCAAGAUUUCCAUUCCUAACUUGAACAAGUUUUACCCCAUACAAAGAACAAAUCGUACCCCAUGGAUACUUCCACCACCCCGCCUGCACCACAGCGACCGCACUUCAAGCGGCCUGUUUACAUUCCUCCUGUUAAGGGGAAUAUUGGUAAAUGGUACCUCCCAACCAUGGGAAUGAUAGCCCUCGGCUUCGGUGUCUACAAUUACUACAACACCCCCACUCCCGCCUACGACCCCGAGGAAUCAGAACGCCUCCUCCGAAACAAAGCAUUGAUGGAUGCAUACGGAGACAAAGAGACCUUACAAGAUAUCGAGCGCGCGUUCGCCCUCUAUGAGAUUCAGUAAUCUCUGAUUCUCUGAAUGAAUGAUCAUGAUCUCGGACUGGUUCUGAUAGGAUAGUAUACUGCAUUUGUGGAGUUUGGGUGCUUGCUUGGUUUGUAGCGAGAUGAUUCGCUUUAUUUUGUUUUU
Aspergillus pseudotamarii is the source of this 530-nucleotide messenger RNA. RefSeq lists its product as uncharacterized. The transcript has 3 exons. NCBI's taxonomy places the organism in Eukaryota, Fungi, Ascomycota, Eurotiomycetes, Eurotiales, Aspergillaceae. The coding region runs from base 126 to 407 and encodes 93 amino acids. The record is from RefSeq and is a predicted model, not a curated record.